Messenger RNA from Symbiodinium sp. CCMP2456, 205 nucleotides. The record is from the annotation of a GenBank genome assembly. NCBI's taxonomy places the organism in Eukaryota, Dinophyceae, Suessiales, Symbiodiniaceae.
GCCGGAGGACGUGAAGCCGGAAGCCGUUGAAGUGAAGGAGCCAAAGUUUCAAUUGACCAAGAAGGUCUCAGGCAGCUCCUUGUCGGCGGCUGGCAACUACAAGUCCAACUCGACUUUGACAUCCAUCACCGAGAGUCGGAUGAGCGAGGAGGUGGCUGACUGGGGCCGGUUCGCCGGAAUCGCCAAACUCGGCCAACGCUUGAUU